Molecule: messenger RNA, 2275 nt
Organism: Oryza sativa Japonica Group (Japanese rice)
Lineage: Eukaryota; Viridiplantae; Streptophyta; Magnoliopsida; Poales; Poaceae
Product: protein IQ-DOMAIN 19
Molecular function (GO): protein binding
Source: RefSeq, a predicted model, not a curated record
CUGAUCCAAGAAAAAUUCAGACCAUUGCUGCCUUUUACGCUGCUACAGGCUGCAGCUCACACAGAUCACAAUCCACAAGGACAGACAGACAGCCAAUCCAUCGUCUUCCUCGCGAGCAUGGCCAUGAUUGGAAGCGAGCAUGGCCCCAAGCUCAGCUGAGCACACACAGUGUCAGUACACACACUAGCUUCUCUCACCGGCUCUCCGCCAUCUUCUCGUCCUGUAUGUGUAGUUUAAUGGCGAAAGAUUCUGACAGCCAAGCUUUUAGCUCGUACUCGUAGCUCGUAGCUCGGGAAUUUAGGAUCCCCACCUCCACGUUCCUUCCUCCCGAUCCUCCUCUCCUCGCUCACAUCACAUCACAUGCCGGCCCGGCUCGCCAUUGAUCACCUCUCGUGUUGACUGAGAAGCGUUUGUACUGUGUGGUGGUUGGUGAUUGGGUGUUGUGCCGGUCAUCUUCUCCCUCGCCGGCGAGCGCUUAUAUAGUCGUCCCUGCUUCUGCUGCUGUCGUGUGAGCGAGCGAUCUUGGUGAGGUUUUCUCUUGGCGAUGGGGAAGGCGGGGAGGUGGCUGAGGAGCUUCUUGGCGGGGAAGAAGGAUGGGGGUGGGAGGAGAUCAGGGGAGAGGCAGCAGCACGGCGGCGGCGACGCGACGCCGGCGGUGGAGGUGGCGGCGGCGAGUACCAGGGAGAAGAAGCGGUGGAGCUUCCGGCGGUCGUCUGCGUCGGCGUCGGCGGCGGCGAUGGGGAAGCCGGCCGCGGUCACGGCGCCGUCGACGCCGGAGCCGAGCGUGUCCGGGCUCGCGUCGGUGUCGGAGCGGGCGCGCGACGUCGCUGAUCUCGAGGGGCAGAGCAAGCACGCCAUGGCGGUCGCCGCCGUGGCGACCGCGGCGGAGGGUGACGACGUGUCGGCGAGCGCCGUCGAGGUGGUCGCCGCCGUCAUGAUCCAGGCCACCUACAGAGGCUACCUGGCGAGGAAGGCGCUGUGCGCGCUGAGGGGGCUCGUGAAGCUGCAAGCGCUGAUCAGAGGCAACCUCGUGAGGAAGCAGGCCACCGCCACGCUCCGCCGCAUGCAGGCGCUGCUCGUCGCGCAGGCCCGCCUCCGCGCACAACGCAUGCGCAUGCUCGAGGAGGAAGAAGACGACGACGUCCAUGGCCACGGCCACCACCACCACCGCCGGUCAUCGCCGCACCACCCCCGGCACCGCCGCUCCUACGUAAGCCGCGCGCGCCUCCCCUCGCGCCGCCGUGGAAACUUUUCUUAUGUACACGCUUUGCAGGAGAUGGACAGGUCGGGCGAGGAGCAGGCCAAGAUCGUGGAGGUGGACGUGGGUGAGCCGGCGCCGCCGCGGCGGGGGCGGAGCAGCUGCUCGGUGGCGGCGAGCGAGUCGAGGGAACGGCGGAUGGCGGAGUACGGCUACUACGCGCAGUGCUCCCCCGCGCCGUCGUCGUCGGCGUUCACGGCGGCGGCCGCGGCGAGCCCGCCGCGCGACGCGUCGUACAGCGGCCACUUCGACGACUUCUCGCCGUUCGAGCCGGCCACCGCGCGGAGCAGCCCGUACAUUCCGCCAUCCCCCGGCGGCGGCGGCGGCGGCGGCGGCGGCGAGUUCUUCCCCAACUACAUGGCCAACACGCAGUCCUCCCGCGCCAAGGCGCGUUCCCAGAGCGCGCCGAGGCAGCGCACCGAGCCUCACCUCCCGCAGCCGCCGCCGCCGCCGCCGCACUUCGAGCGGCAGCCCAGCCGCCGCCGCGGCGGCGGCGUGCCGAGGAGCGUCAAGAUGCAGCGUUCGUCGUCGCACGUCGGCGUUCCGGCGGCGCACGGCUACCACCACCACCACCUCUACAGCUACGGGCAGUAUCCAUGGUCGGUGAAGCAGCUGGACAGAUCGAGCGCGUCGCUCAAGGACAGCGAGUGCGGGUCGACGACGAGCUCCGUCCUCACCGCCGCCACCACCGUCGGCUACUGCCGCUCCCUCGUCGGCUUAGACCUCCACAGGGGCCACUACUGAUCGACCAAACACUUGCUCGCUCGCCGAUUUCCGUCAAAGUUUGUAUAAAUUUCAAUCAAUUUCGAGUUGUUUUUUGAGCAAAUUCUUGUCAAACGAUUCCGUGUUCCAACUGUUGAUAGAGAUGUGAGCAACACAACGUGUGAUCUCGAUCGAUGUAAUGCGUGGAUGAUUUGUACGAUAAUGGGCAGUGCAUGUGAGAGAUUCGAACUGAAUCUGUACAUGAUUUUUUUUUCUCUGAUGAAUGAUGGAAGAAGGACAAAUGAAAAUUAACGA